Molecule: messenger RNA, 1449 nt
Organism: Acanthosepion pharaonis
Lineage: Eukaryota; Metazoa; Mollusca; Cephalopoda; Sepiida; Sepiidae
Source: the annotation of a GenBank genome assembly
AUGCCCAUCAGAAUCAUAUGUUAUCUCUUCAUUUCUAUCCCACUUUUUCAUUGUUUCUCAUCGUCAUUUUCCUCUCUUUAUCUGCUACAUUCAUUCAACUGUCUCUAUCUAUCUAUCUAUCUAUCUAUCUAUCUAUCUAUCUAUCUAUCUAUCUAUCUACAUCUCAAUCUCAUUAUCUAUCUAUCUAUCUAUCUAUCUAUCUAUCUAUCUAUCUAUCUAUCUGUCCUAGUCGGUAAUGUAUUAUCUAUCUACCUGUUCAUAUCUAUCUAUCUAUCUAUCAUUCAUCUAUCUAUCUAUCUAUCUAUCUGUCCUAGUCGGUACGUAUUAUCUAUCUACCUGUUCAUAUCUAUCUAUCUAUCUAUCUAUCUAUCUAUCUAUCUAUCUAUCUAUCUAUCUAUCUGUCCUAUCGGUACGUAUUAUCUAUCUAUCUAUCUAUCUAUCUAUCUAUCUAUCUAUCUAUCUGUCCUAGUCGGUACGUAUUAUCUAUCUAUCUAUCUAUCUAUCUAUCUAUCUAUCUAUCUGUCUGUCUGUCCUAGUUUGGUACGUAUUAUCUAUCUAUCUGUUCAUAUUCAUCUAUCUAUCUAUCUAUCUAUCUAUCAUCUAUCUAUCUAUCUAUCUAUCUAUCUGUCUGUCCUAGUCGGUACGUAUUAUCUAUCUACCUGUUCAUAUCUAUCUAUCUAUCUAUCUAUCUAUCUAUCUAUCUAUCUAUCUAUCUAUCUAUCUAUCUGUCCUAGUCGGUACGUAUUAUCUAUCUAUCUGUUCAUAUCUAUCUAUCUAUCUAUCUAUCUAUCUAUCUAUCUAUCUAUCUAUCUAUCUAUUUAUGUAUCUGUCUGUCUACAUCUCAAUCUCAUUAUCUAUCUUCUAUCUAUCUAUCUAUCUAUCUAUCUAUCUGUCUGUCCUAGUCAGUACGUAGUAUUUAUCUACCUGUUUAUAUUCAUCUAUCUAUCUAUCUAUCUAUCUAUCUAUCUAUAUCUCUGUCUACAUCUCAAUCUCAUUAUCUAUCUAUCUAUCCACACCUCAAUCUCAUUAUGUAUCUAUCUAUCUGUCUACAUCUCAAUCUCAUUAUCUAUCUAUCUAUCUAUCUAUCUAUCUAUCUAUCUAUCUAUCUAUCGUAGGACUCAUUAUCUUUCUCUAUUUCUCUUUCUUAGAUUACAUUCGCAUUUUCGCUGCCAGAUCCGUUCUAUUUCUCGUUCCGUCUUUUUUUUUUUUUUUUACAAUUUCUUUUUAAUUCCUUCAUAUAUGGUUCUUAACUCACUCUUUCUACCAUGUUGUUUCUUUCAUUUUCUUUUGCCCUUUCUUUCUUUCUUUCAUUUCCUUUCUUUCUUUCUUUCUUUCUUUCUUUCUUUCAUUUCCUUUCUUUCUUUCUUUCUUUCUUUCUUUUUCUCACGGAAACCAAACGGUGUCUCCAAUAUGUCUUUUAUGUCUUUCAUUGCGAUCAACACGAAAUAA